AUGGUUCGUUUUGACGACCCAAGUCCUUCAGAGAACCCGGAUGGUCUACCAAAGGUCAGUCCUUUGGCCAGGCGCAUCCAUGGUUGGUCGUGGCAAGCAUUCCCAAUAGGGAUGGGUACCGGUGCGGUCUAUGUCACCCUCUCAGGCAUCAAAACUCGGUCUUCGAUAUUGACCACGGUCGAAACGGUCUUCUACGUCCUGAAUAUGAUAUUGUUUGUUCUCAACACCACGACGUUGCUCUUGCAAGCAAUAUUGUAUCCCAAGCAGGCUGGGCGACUGCUCAACGAUCCCGUCAAGGGUGUAUUUGUUCCUCUCGUUGUAUUGUCGUUUGCGACUAUCAUCAUCGGCACCAUCAACUACACGGUCCCUUCAGGGCAUAGUAGUCCAGAUUUCAUUUACGUCCUCUUCUGGGUGUAUACUGGAUUCGCUGUCCUUCUGUGCUUCCCUAUGCUGAUGAUAUGGUUCAACAAACCUCAUGAUCUAUCGCAUUUCACGCCAGCAUACGCGUUCUUGGUUUUUCCACUGAUGUUAGUUGGCGUAGUGUCCUUCAACGUACUCCGAGUCUUGGAGCAUGACGACCCGAGGUCAGUCGGGGUUCUCCUAUGCGGCUACUUCUUCCAAGGGCUGGGUUUCUUUAUGACCUUCAUCUACAUCUGUAUAUAUUUCAUCCGGAUUAUGAGCACUGGAUUCCUCGAGGGUCAUCAAGCAAACGGCGCAUUUGUUACCUGCGGUCCGCCAGGUUUCACCGCGCUUGCACUUAUCCAACUCGGUCAGCGUGCAAGGGAAAUCCUGCCAGCACAUAACCUAGUCUCGCCUGCUGCCGGAGAGAUCUGGUACGCAACAAGCGUCAUGUGUGCACUGUUACUCUUUGGGCUCGCAGUCUUCCUGUUCCUGUUCAGUGCCCUCCCGUACUGGUUCAAACUCCACAAGCAUCUGAACGAAAUCCUCGGAUGUUGGGCAUUGACAUUCCCCAAUGUCGGGUGGAUCUCUACGCUCGCCCUUCUUGGAAAUAUCUUUGAGAUCAAGGCGUUCUACUACUUGCACCUCAUGAUGACCACCAUCAUGGUCAUCACCUGGACUGUGCUCUUCACCCUGACAUUGGUCGCUUUCUGGAAGGGCCUUAUCUUCCGCUCGAAAGACGAAGACGUCAUCAAGGAUUCCAUCACCAUAUCCUUCUCACGCAGAAGUAGUAUGAGCGAUGUAGAGGCAGAAAAGCACGAAAAAAGAACGCGUUCUUCUGGCGAGGUGGUAUAA
Pleurotus ostreatus (oyster mushroom) is the source of this 1254-nucleotide messenger RNA. RefSeq lists its product as uncharacterized. The transcript is spliced from 13 exons. Gene Ontology annotation, cellular component: membrane. Lineage: Eukaryota; Fungi; Basidiomycota; Agaricomycetes; Agaricales; Pleurotaceae. Gene Ontology annotation, molecular function: malate transmembrane transporter activity. Bases 1 to 1254 code for a protein of 417 amino acids. The record is from RefSeq and is a predicted model, not a curated record. Gene Ontology annotation, biological process: malate transmembrane transport.